CUUGGCCCAGUUUUGAUAGGAAGAGAGAGGGUAUGUGUAUAUAUAUAUACACGUAUUGAAGCUAAGAGAGUUACAAUGUAAAAAAAAAUGGCGGAUAAAGGAACAAGCAUGGACACGAACUUGUCCAUACUUCACCAUGCAUCAAGUACCGGGAGCAAUAAUAGUAAUCCAGAAAGUGCAAUAGAGUUACAGUACUGGGCUAAGAUUGAGAGAUUACCCACAAGCAAACGAGUGAAUAAAUCGUUGGUUGAUCAUAAGCUUUUGAAUGAUAGCAAAGAAAAGAAAGCAGGAAAGAGAAUGGUGGAUGUUACCAAGCUUGGAGCAGUAGAGAAACACAUGUUCAUUGACGAGCUUUUGAAGGAAAUUGAGGAAGACAACCUUCGGCUCUUAGAGAAACAGAAAGAAAGAAUAGAUAGAGUGGGUCUGGAAUUGCCAAGUGUGGAAGUAAGAUACCAGAAUUUGUUCAUAGAAGCAGAAUGCAAGGUUGUUCAUGGAAAACCCAUCCCUACUCUUUGGAGCACACUCAAAGACAUAAUCGCUGGUAUGAGAUAUACUAAUGGAUACAAUAAUUCUCAAGUGAAAAAGCAAAAGAUUAUCAACAAUGUCAGUGGCAUCAUCAAGCCUUCAAGGCUGACUUUAUUGCUUGGCCCUCCAGGAUGUGGGAAAACCACUUUGUUACGGGCACUUGCAGGGACACUAGAUCAAUCUCUCAAGGUCACUGGUGAAAUCUCCUAUAAUGGUUAUAAGGUCAAUGAGUUUGUUCCUCAGAAGACAUCAGCUUAUAUAAGCCAAUAUGACCUGCACAUUUCUGAAAUGACAGUGAGAGAAACACUUGACUUCUCUGCACGUUGUCAAGGCAUUGGGGACAGAGCAGAUAUUAUGAAAGAACUUUGUAGAAGGGAGAAGCAAGCUGGAAUUAUCCCCGAAUCAGAUAUUGACACUUACAUGAAGGCUACUUCUAUUGAAGGAUUAAGAAAAACUCUCCAAACGGACUAUAUAUUGAAGAUUCUAGGACUAGACAAUUGUGCUGACACACUUUCAGGAGACAUGAUGAAUAGAGGAAUUUCUGGCGGUCAAAAGAGAAGGCUCACAACAGGGGAAAUGAUCAUUGGUCCAACAAAAGCUCUCUUUAUGGAUGAGAUAUCAAAUGGUUUAGACAGCUCCACUACUUUCCAGAUUGUUACCUGUCUGAAACAUCUAGCAAACAUAACAGGAUCCACCAUUUUGCUAUCACUUCUUCAGCCAGCACCAGAGACCUUUGACCUUUUUGAUGACAUUAUCUUAAUGGCAGAAGGGAAGAUUGUAUACCAUGGGCCUCGCAACAAUGUUCUAGCGUUCUUCGAGCAUUGUGGUUUUCGAUGCCCACCAAGAAAAAACAUAGCCGAUUUCCUCCAAGAAGUAUUAUCUAAAAAAGAUCAACCCAAGUACUGGUACCAUGAGGACCGACCUUACACUUACAUCUCUAUAAACAACAUUGAAAGAUCAUUCAAGGAAUAUCACCUGGGAGAGAAGCUAAAUGAGAAACUUUCUAGGCCAGUUGAUAAAUCAAAGUACCCUAAGAAGGCUUUGUCAUUUAACACUUACUCAUUGAGUAAUUGGGAACUAUUUAAAGCAUGCAUGGCUCGAGAAUGGUUACUUAUAAAGCGUAACUCAUUUGUUCAUGUGUUUAAAUCUACGCAGCUUUUGUUCGUAGGAUUGGUCACGAUGACGGUGUUUAUACGCUCAAGGAUGAACAUUGAUCUGGUCCAUGCAACUUACUACAUGGGUGCCAUGUUUUACACUCUUAUUAGAUUUAUAUGUUUGGGUCUUCCAGAGUUGUCAUUGACUGCUUCCAGACUUGCAGUCUUCUACAAGCAAAGAGAUUUCUACUUUUAUCCCGCAUGGACUUAUUUCAUUCCAGCUGCCAUUUUAAAGAUUCCAUUCUCAUUACUAGAUGCUUUUCUUUGGACAAGUCUUACUUAUUAUGUCAUUGGUUACAGUCCUGAACUGGAAAGGUUCUUCAGCCAAUUCCUUAUUCUAUUCCUUGUCCAUCUAGUAUCAGUGUCAAUGUUCAGUUUAAUUGCAUCAAUCUUUCGAAAUCCAUCGGUUGCAGCACCAUGCUCACUUCUCACUUUGAUAGUAAUAUAUUUAUUCAGUGGAUUUGUGAUUCCAAAAUCUUCUCUACCUGCUUGUUUGAGGUGGGGCUUUUGGAUUUCUCCUUUGGCAUAUGCAGAAAUAGGAAUUUCAUUGAAUGAGUUCCUUGCACCAAGGUGGCAGAAGGAUUCAUCUUCAAAUGUCACUCUAGGGCAUCAAGUUCUAAUGAGCCGCAGUCUAGAUUUCAGUCCCCACUUUUACUGGAUUUCAGUGGCAGCAUUAGUAGGAUAUUGGAUGGUUUUCAACAUUGCAAUUACUUGGGCUCUGAGUUACAUGAAGGCUCCAGGGCGAGCCCAGACUCUGAUUUCACAUGUAAGGCUCUCUACUCUAAAGGGAAAAGAAGGUUUGAGAAUUGUACCUCAAGAAAAAGAGCUGCCUCCCAUUGAUCGAUCUACAACUGUCAAAGAAACCGAAAGAAUGGGGGUGGUUCUACCUUUUGAGCCCAUAACAAUUUCAUUUGAGAAUGUGCAAUACUAUGUUGAUACCCCCAAGGAAUUGAGAAAGAAAGGUUUUCCCGAGAAAAGAAUACAGCUUCUUCAAGAAAUUACAGGUGUAUUCAGGCCUGGAGUUCUUACAGCUUUGAUGGGAGUUAGUGGAGCCGGAAAAACAACGUUGAUGGAUGUUCUUUCGGGAAGAAAAACAGCAGGACAUAUGGAAGGCGAGAUAAGAAUUGGAGGGUACCCUAAAGUCCAGGAUACAUACUCCAGAAUAUCUGGUUACUGUGAACAAAGUGAUAUACAUUCCCCACUUCUUUCAGUGGGAGAAUCAGUAGCAUACUCAGCUCGGUUACGCCUGCCAGCUCAGAUUGAUAAAUUUACAAGACUUGAAUUCGUAGCAGAAGUUCUUCAGUUGAUUGAGCUUGAUGAGAUUAAAGAUGGUUUAGUUGGCAGCCCCGGGAUUAGUGGUAUUUCCACUGAGCAGCGCAAACGGCUUACUAUAGCAGUAGAGCUUGUUUCUAAUCCAUCCAUAAUAUUCAUGGAUGAGCCCACAUCUGGUUUAGAUGCCAGAGCAGCUGCAAUUGUUAUGCGAGUUGUGAAAAAUAUUGUUAGUACAGGAAGGACAGUCGUUUGCACCAUUCACCAGCCAAGUAUUGACAUAUUUGAAGCAUUUGAUGAGCUGAUGUUGCUUAAAAAAGGGGGGCAAAUAAUAUAUUCUGGAGAGCUGGGUCAGAAUUCAAGUAAGCUUAUUGAGUAUUUGGAGGGUGUUCCUGGGGUUCCAAAAAUCAAAGAAAAUUACAACCCAGCGACAUGGAUGUUAGAGGUUACAAGUCCUUCUGCAGAAGCUAAACGGGAACUGGAUUUUGCCAGUUUAUACAAAGAGUCUAAAUUGUGCAGAGAAAACAAAGAACGAGUAAAAAUACUAAGCUCUCCAGUACAAGGUUCAAAAGAGCUGCAUUUUUUUACUCGCUUUCCACUAAAUGGAUGGCAACAAUUCACUGCAUGCGUCUGGAAGCUACAUCUGACUUACUGGAGAAGUCCCCAUUAUAAUUUGGCGCGCUAUCUAGUUUUCAUUUUGUGUUCUUUAUUAUUUGGAGCACUUCUUUGGCAGAAAGGAAAGAAAAUAGAAAGUGUGCAGGAUAUUAUCAACAUACAAGGAGCAAUGUUUAUUCUCAUGCAGUUUUUGGGAAUUUGCAACUGCUCAGGUAUUCUACCAUACACAUUCACAGAACGCAAUGUUGCAUAUCGAGAAAGGUUUGCUGGAAUGUAUUCCUUAUGUUCAUAUUCAUUUGCACAGGUGGCUGUUGAAAUUCCAUAUAUAUUCUUUCAAGCAAUUCUAUUUACUACAAUUACAUAUCCAGCAAUAGGUUUUUACUGGUCAGCAUACAAAGUGUUUUGGUACUUCUACACAAUGUUUAGUAUGCUCCUCUUCUACAGUUAUUUUGGUAUGCUGCUUGUUUCGUUGACCCCUACUUAUCUAGUGGCUUCAGUAUUGUCGGCUUUCAGCUACACCAUGUUAAAUUUGUUUGCGGGGUUCCUCAUGCCCGGACCAAAAAUUCCCAAGUGGUGGGUUUGGGCUUAUUGGAUUUGCCCAUCUGCCUGGUCCCUGCAAGGUUUCCUUUCUUCACAAUAUGGUGAUAUAAAGGACGAAAUAACGAUAUAUGGAGAGCGCACAGCAAUUAAUGCCUUUAUACAAACUUUUUAUGGGUAUAACUAUAAUCAAUUGGUUAUUGUAGCAGUUGUUCUUUUAGCAUUUCCACUUGUCACUGCAUUUGCUUUUGCAUAUGCCAUGGCAAAACUAAACUUUCAGAGGAGGUAAAGAUGCUCCUCUCAUACAGAUGUAAUACAUACUAGCAGCUUUGAUAAGCUUCUGUUUCAGCCAUUAAACUUGUUUGUGGUUCAAUAAAAAGCUCUUGAUGCAUUUGGUAAA
Molecule: messenger RNA, 4500 nt
Organism: Quercus robur (English oak)
Lineage: Eukaryota; Viridiplantae; Streptophyta; Magnoliopsida; Fagales; Fagaceae
Product: pleiotropic drug resistance protein 3-like
Exons: 24
Coding region: 88-4389 (1433 amino acids)
Cellular component (GO): membrane
Molecular function (GO): ATP hydrolysis activity; ABC-type transporter activity; ATP binding
Source: RefSeq, a predicted model, not a curated record